This is a messenger RNA of Neurospora hispaniola, 447 nucleotides long. RefSeq lists its product as uncharacterized. The coding region runs from base 1 to 447 and encodes 148 amino acids. The transcript is spliced from 5 exons. The record is from RefSeq and is a predicted model, not a curated record. Lineage: Eukaryota; Fungi; Ascomycota; Sordariomycetes; Sordariales; Sordariaceae.
AUGGAAUGUGCGAACAAGACCCCUACGGAGAAAUCAUGCUGCCAGUCAUUCUGUCGACAGCGCGCUAACACCUCGGGACACUUAGGCCGGGGCGUGGCAGGCUUGGUUCGCUUACGCCGUACCGGGACCGGCGCUAGGCCCAAGGGAGCGUCAAUCGGGAUCUCCGUCCUCCAGGGUUUUCACGUUGACGGCUUUCAGUUGGUCCAGUUGCGGCUUCCGGCUUUUGGACUACGAGGGCGCGCAAGAGCGACGGCGGCGGCAGAGGAGGAAUUGGAAGGUGUAUUUUUGUGGCCCGUUCAUGCCAUCGAUUUGCUUCCGUACAAGCACGGGCAUCGCUGCGCCAUUCUUCACGAUUCAAACUUUCAGGUUCAUCUUAACCAAGGAACCCAGUCUUGUCACUUGCAGUGCAUUGCCCUGGCCAUUGGAUUUGCCCACUUUGCGGGCUAG